UUGACCACAUCCCACUUACGAAAAGAGAGAAUCAUGGAGAAAACUUCAGCUGCUCGUGCAAUUGAAUGGAAUAUCGAUCUUGAGAAGAGCCUCCGAUCAAACAAACCAGGUCAAGAUCUUGAAGCCAUAAAUCAAAUGGGUCCAAGACUUGAGCAAUGGUGUAGAGAACCCGAAGUUAACAUGUCAGAAAGUAACAUGUUUGGGUUAAUCCAUGGAGAAGAAAAGCUAUUUGCUAAUGCAAUCUUGUUAAGGCUUGCUGAUGCUUUUACCUCAGAGAACAAACAGAUUCAAGCCUCUGUUGUUAAACUUUUCCUUUAUUUAUGGAAGAACUGUAAAAAGAAAGGAUACAACCAACUUGACAGAGUAAUGUCAAAGCUUAGUUUAAUGAAUAGGGUAGAGCUACUAAGGAGGGUUAAGGUUGUCUUUGAUGGUGGUGACACUGAAUCCCGAGCUCUUGCAUUGACAUUUUUUGGCUGCUGUGCUUGUAUUGCUAAGGAAAGAGCAGAAAUUCGGUAUCUUAUUCUUUCAAGUUUGAUGUCAAGUGAUGUUCUAGAGGUCAGGCUCAAUUGUUUUGAUUUCAGGUGAAGGCGUCAUUAUUUGCUGCAGGGUGUUUUUCUGAGCUGUCUGAUGAUUUUGCUUCAGUGUUCUUCGAGAUAUUAGUUAAUAUGGUGACAUCAUCUGAUUUAUCAUGGGAUGUAAGGUUGGUCGGCGUGCGAUUGUUUUCCAAAAUGGGAUCCUCGUUAACACUUGCCAGUAAAGCUUACAAGGUUAUGCAUUAUUAACAUGAAUUGCAUAUAAGCAUACUUAAGUAUCAUUGGUGUUUGAGUAUUUCCUCGAAGCAGCU
Molecule: messenger RNA, 844 nt
Organism: Impatiens glandulifera
Lineage: Eukaryota; Viridiplantae; Streptophyta; Magnoliopsida; Ericales; Balsaminaceae
Exons: 3
Coding region: 34-585 (183 amino acids)
Biological process (GO): snRNA 3'-end processing
Cellular component (GO): integrator complex
Source: RefSeq, a predicted model, not a curated record